Annulohypoxylon truncatum is the source of this 654-nucleotide messenger RNA. Its product is annotated as thioredoxin-like protein. The coding region runs from base 1 to 654 and encodes 217 amino acids. NCBI's taxonomy places the organism in Eukaryota, Fungi, Ascomycota, Sordariomycetes, Xylariales, Hypoxylaceae. The transcript has a single exon. The record is from RefSeq and is a predicted model, not a curated record.
AUGGCCCUAAACCCCAAAUUCGCCGCCCAGCGCCUGCUCUUCGCACAACCGAGCAGCACCGUCGCCGGCGCGCCUCCCGCCUUGCACACGCUCGAGCUCUUCCUCGACUACGUAUGCCCCUUCUCCGCGAAGCAGUUCGCGACCUUCUACCACGGCGUGGUGCCGCUCAUCAAGGCGAACCCGAAGUGGGCUUCGGGCCUCGAGGUCCUCCUGCGCCAGCAGGUGCAGCCGUGGCACCCGGCGUCGACGCUCGCGCACGAGGCCGCGCUGGCGGUGCUGCGCGUCGCGCCCGCCAAGUACUGGGACUUCAGCGACGCGCUGUUCCGCGCGCAGCUCGAGUACUUCGACGAGGCGACGGUGAAUGAGAAGCGCAAUGAUACGUAUAAACGGCUUGCGAAGCUGGCGGGGUCUGUUGGUGUUGACGAGGCGAAGGUUUACGAGUUGCUGGUUAUUGCGGAUAAGGUGCCUGAGGGCGGGCAUCCGAACUUCGGGAAUAAGGUUACGAAUGAUUUGAAGUUGCAGAUCCGGUUUGGGAGGCUGGUGGGUGUGCAUGUGAGCCCGACGGUGAUUUUUGAUGGGAUUGUUGCGAAUGAUAUUAGUUCGUCGUGGACGAAGGAGCAGUGGCAGGAGUGGUUGACGAAAAGCGUUGUUUGA